AUGGAUCCUUUUCCUCUUUGGGAAAAAAUCUUCGACCUCUUGGGUUGGAGGGUUGGGAAAGAGAGUAUAAACCUGGUAGUGGUAUUUCAAGGGGCUGAAGAUUUAUUUCUCAAGCAGAGGAAUCUUAAUGAAAUGAUACUACAAAUGAAAAUAGUUGGAGAUGAACUCCAAAAAUGGACUGAGGAAAAUAACAACUUUCUCAAAAAAAUCUAUUCUGCAGAAUAUACAAUACAGGGUUUAUUAAGAGAAAUGACCAAAACAGACUACCUUAUAGAAAAAUUAGACAAUGAGGAUAGAAGUCUGUCUGGAAAUGAAAAACAUCAAAAACUGGAGGUCAAAAAAUGGGAAAUGUUGGGUAUGAAUGCUGAGAAGGAUGGGUUUCAACCAAACCAGCACAACUGGCAAAAGUCAAAUGAUGCUAAACCUCAGGAUCCAGAGCCUCUGCUGCCUGCAUAUUCUUUACUCCUGUCAGAGGAGGACCCUCUUUCUUAUAAACAGGACCAGAUUGAAGAGAAUCUGUCAUACAAACUAAAUUAUUGGAAGAUGAGGAUGUUUCUUCAAGUUAAAGAACUUAUAAUUGAUCACAAAUACUGGAUUGAGAAAAAUGAUAUAAUUGUCCAAAAAAUAAAUGCAACAGAAGAAACAGUAAAAAGUUUAUUAAGUGAAGUGAUUAAAAUGGAAAACCAAAUGAAACAGCUAGAGUCAAAUCAAUGCCAGUACCUUGAAACAGAAGAGGCAGUAAUCAAGCAGGACUUUUAUGAAGACAUGACUGUGAUGAAUAGAGAGCUGGAGAAAUACCAGUUGAAACAACAAGAGGAGUCAGAGGCUGAAAUGAUCAAAAUGAGAGAUAUUAAAGAUUUGGAGUCACUGUCUCCUCAAACACUGUGUUUAGACACAAAAACUUCAUCCUGCUCUACAAAAUGGAAACAUGUACUAUGGAUCUUUGUAUUUUUUUCUGUCUUCACCAUCUUUGGAUUUUCAUAUUACAUAUUUGUUAUUGAUCCUACAUUUAUCUUUGAAACCAUGCUCCCUAGGAUUCUUGGGCGCCAAAGACUGCGGGAACUGAGAGAGCUCAUUGUUCCCUUCUUGUAUUUGGAAGUGGAUGACUUGUUGCCGACUUAAAGAUAAGACAUUAUACC
Molecule: messenger RNA, 1139 nt
Organism: Vombatus ursinus (common wombat)
Lineage: Eukaryota; Metazoa; Chordata; Mammalia; Diprotodontia; Vombatidae
Gene: SMCO2
Product: single-pass membrane protein with coiled-coil domains 2
Exons: 8
Coding region: 1-1122 (373 amino acids)
Source: RefSeq, a predicted model, not a curated record